AUGUGGCUCCAGCCCCUCAGCGGCCUGGGUCACUGCGCCCGGGAGCCGCCGCGUGUUAUGUCCCGGCUGCGCCUUUGGUUGCCACGGCUCUUGCUCACGUGGCAGCAACUGUGGCUAGUAGUCCUGGCAGUUCAGCCUCCGGAGUGGGCCCUGGGCCCCGUCCAGGUGACCCCCAACCCCGCGCGGCUGACCGAGGCUUGGUCUUCAUACGCCUCAGACCCCCCUCCCAAAUUGCCCCAUGCCCUUACACCCCUGGCAGAAGCCGGGGGCUUUAAUUACUCGACGUCCUCGUCUCCAGUCCAGAUGUUGGCCCCGCCUCAUCAGGAGUUGACUGAGACUGAGGUUCCAUACCCAGACACGGAUUCGGUUGGAGAGCUGCCUACAGGGCCAGAUCAGUUUGCUGUUCCACACCAAGAUCUGAAUAACAAGCAAACCCAACAUCAAAAGCUCCCAGAGGAAGUUCCAGUGCUGGAUUGGAAUCAGAAUCAGGCCUUGGUUCUGCCUUCUCGACACAAAAAUGCCUUUUAUCCUGAGGAGAGCCUACCUACGGAUUUUCUGGGGAGCCCAGAUGAACCUCCAGAGCCCCCUGAGGAAGCUGAAAUUUCUCCAUCCCAGCAGGAGGCCCAAACUCGUCAUCCAGAGCUCACUGAGGAGGCUGAAUCUUUACCCCAGCAAGAGGCCCCUGCUCAGCAGCCACAGACCCCUGAGGAGGUUGAAUCUUUUUCACCCCAGGCAGAGGCCCAGGCUCAGCAUCCAGAGCCCACUGAAGAGGUAGAACCACCUCCACUUCAUCAGGAGGCUCCAUCUCAGCCUUCAGAGGCCCCUGAGGAACUAGAAACUUCAAGUCCUCAGGAGGCCCUAGCCCAGCCUUUGGAGACACUUAAGGAGGUUGUAGUUCAACCAGUAGCACCUCAUGGGGUAAAUGAAGCUCAGCAGUCAAACUUGUACAAUGUCACUGUUAAACCUCUGGAUCUGGCACUUACCAUAACUCCACAGGUCACGAAAGAGGUUGAACCUUCUCCAGUCCAGCAGGAGACCCCAUCUCAGCCUCCAGAGCUCCCUGAGGAGGUUGAACCUUCUCUACUCCAUCAAGAGGCCCCAACUGAGACUCCAGGGUUCCCUACUGAGUAUGUACUUCAAAUUCCAGUGAGGGAUGAGGUAGCAUCUCUACCUGGCGUUCAGCGUCACGCUCAUUCAAACUUGCCCAGUGUUACACUUCAACCUCUGGAUUUGGAACUUACCAUCACUCCAGAGCCCACUACGGAAGCUGAAUUUCCUACAGCUCAGCAGGAGGCCCUGGCUCCACCUCUUGAGCAUCCUGAGGAGACGGAGUCUUCUCCAACCCAACAAGAGACCUCAGCUAAGCCUCCAGAGCCUCCUGGAGAGGUUGAGCCUUCACGUGAGCGCAAGCAACCAGCUCCGCCUUCUGAGCCUCCUGGGGAAGUUGAACCUUCUCCAACCCAGCAGGAGACCACAGGUCAGCCUCCAGAGCCUCUUGUGGAAGCUGAGCCUUCUCCAAGUGAACAGGAACAAGCGACUCAGCCUUCGGAGCCUACAGAGCCUCCUGAGGAGGUGAAACCAGCAACCCAGCAGGAGACCCCAGCUCAGCUUUCAGAGUCUUUUGGAGAAGCUGAAACUUCUGCAACCCAGGAGGAAGCCUCAGCUCAGUCUCCAGAGCCCCCUAAUGAGGCAGAAUCUUCUCCAACCCAGCAGGAGAUCCCAGCUCUGUCUCCAGCGGAGACAGAACCUUCGGCAACCCUGCAGGAGCAACCAGCUCAGCCUCCAGAGCCUUCUUCAGGGGAGGUGGAACCUUCUCCAACUCAACAGGAACAGCCAGCUCAACCUCCAGAGCAUCUUGAAAUGACAGUUUCACCUCCAAGUCACCAUCAUGCUGGGCAUUCAAACUUAUCCAGUGUCGCUGUCAAACCUGCAGAUGUGGAGCUUACCAUAACAAAAGAGCCCACGCCAGAGGUGGGACCUUCUCCAAAUCAGCACAAGCCUUCAGCUCAGCCCUCAGUGCCCCUUACUAAUGCAGAAUUUUCUGCAACCCCGCAUGAGGCCCCCACACUGCCUUCACAGCCACCUGAGGAGGUUGAACCUUUGCCAGUUCAACAGGAGGCUCCAGCCCAAUCUCCAGAAGCCGGUACACGUAACAAACCUUCAGUACAAGAGGAGACCCCAGCUCAGUAUCCAGAGCAUCCUGGAGAAGAAGUUAUACCUGCCACAACCCAGCAGGAGACUCCAGAUCAGCAUCCACAGGCUCCUGAGGUUGUACCUUCUCCACCUCAGCAGGAAGCCACAGCUCAGCAUCCACAGUCUCCUGGUGAGGUUGAAUCCUCUCCAACUCAGUCUCCAGAGCUCUCUAAUGUGACUGUAGUUUUCUCUCCAGAGCAUCAUGUGACAACAGUUUCUCCUCUAGGUCAGGAUCAAGCUCAGCUUCUGCAGCGGCCCGCUGUCACUGUUAAACCUGUGGAUCUUGCACUUACCGUAACUCCAGCGUUCACUAAUGAGGUUGAAACUUCUCCAUCCCAACAAGAAACCUCGGCUCAGUCUACAGUGUCCCCUGAGCAGUUGGAACCUUUGUCAGUCCAGCAAGAGGUUUCAGAUCAGCAUGCAACCCCCACUAAAAAUGUUGAACCUUUUCCAGUUCAGCAGGGAGCCCCAACUCAACCAACAUACCCCGAGGUGACACUUCCAAAUCCAGAGCAAGUUCAGGCUCAGCAUCCAACCUUGACUGAGGUCACAGUUCAACCUUUGGACCUUGAACUGACCAUAAGGCCCAAACCCACUACGGAGGAUGAACCUUCUCCAACCAUGCAGGAGACCUUAACCCAGCCUCCAGAACCACCUAAGGAGGUUUUUGUAGCUCAGCCUCCGGUAUAUCAGAACCCAAUAGUUCCAGCACCAGACCAGGAUCACACUGAGCCUCCAACAUUACCCAGUGUCAGAGUUCAACCUUUGGACCAGGAGCUUACUGCAACUCCAGAACCUACUACAGAGUCUGAACAUUCUACAGCCCUGCCGCAGACUACAGCUCCCCCUCCAAAACACCCUGAGGUGACACUUGCACAGCCAAACCUGACUCAAGUCACAGUUCCACCUGUGGACCUGGGAGUUAACAUAUCUCAGCAACCAAGGCCAUCUGAGACAGUUCCUUCGACUCAGUAUUCGGUAUCCACGGGUCUUCCUGGUGUAAAAUAUACCCCAGAAAAGGAGCAGCCAGAACAGAACGCCACCACAAACAUCAGCAUAUGUGAGCUCUGUACCUGCAAAAAUGAGACGCUGUCGUGUGUUGGUCUCAGCCCGAAGCAGAAGCUCCACAGAGUGCCUGAGCCAGAGCCUAACACCUACAACGGCACCUUCACCGUCAUAAAUUUCCAAGGAAACUCUAUUUCUUACAUUGAUGAAGGUAUAUGGAAGGCAUACCGCUGGGCUGAGAAGCUGAUUCUCAGUGAAAAUUAUUUGACUGAAUUACAUAAGGACUCCUUUGAAGGCUUGCUAUCCCUCCGAUAUUUAGAUUUAUCCUGCAAUAAAAUACAGUCUAUCGAAAGACGUACAUUUGAACCACUACCUUUUUUGCAGUUUAUAAAUCUUAGUUGCAAUUUACUCACAGAACUGAGCUUUGGAACGUUUCAGGCCUGGCAUGGAAUGCAGUUUUUACACAAGUUAAUUCUCAAUCAUAAUCCUUUGACAACAGUUGAAGAUUCUUAUCUUUUUAAAUUGCCAGCAUUAAAAUAUUUAGACAUGGGAACAACACAAGUGUCACUUACAAUAAUUGAAAGCAUCCUCAUGAUGACCCUUGAAUUGGAAAAACUGAUCUUACCUAGCCGUAUGGCCUGCUGCCUCUGCCAAUUUAAAACUACUAUUGAGGUUGUCUGUCAGACAGUCAAGCUGCGUUGUGACAGUGAAUGCCUGACAGACGUCACACGUUGUGAUGAAGAAACAUCUCUUGGGAGUGCAGAAGGAUCGUUGAUGAAGGUGUUACAAGCCCGGAAGAAGAACAGCAGCACCGAGCUGAUUAUUGAGUCAGAGAGGGUGUCCUCAGAUAAAAGUGCUGUCAGCUUGUCAGGCGUCAUGAACGAGCAGCUGGACCUCCAUGAUAAAAGCGAUAGUAUCGGGGCACGAAAUUACAUACUGCCUUACAUCUCAGAGGGGAAUCUAGGAGAUGUGGAAUCAGCGUUAUUACCGUUCCUUCAGCUGCUUUUUUCAGACACACAAGAUGGAGAUAUGCCCCUGGGCCUUUUGAAAAACAAUACAAGGAGCCCUUCUGUUAAACGUGUACGCAACAAUUCAACUAAUAAAAAGAAAUUGAGGAAACUCCAUUUUCUGGAAAAUUUGUUAGAUGCAGAAACUCAAGAAAAAGUGGAUGAGGUGAAAAAGGAAGAAAAACCUGCCCCGCGUACGCGUUCCAACCUUUUAAGUGCCAUGUUUAAACGGUACAUCUUUCAAAAGAAAUUGGAAACUGCCCAACCACAGAAAGACAGCCCAGCAAAGACGGAGAGUACCGAGGAAAAGCUGCUGAGAGUGAACAGGGUCCUCAAGGGCCCAAGGGGCCUACAGAAAAUGCACCUCCAAGCAGUGGGAGAUGAGAGCCUCAGGAGGAAACAGAAUGCCCAGCCAUCUGUGGCGAGCACUGCCGAAGAAAGAAGGCUCAGGAGGCCAUCCCCAGGAAAGCUGCAACAGCUUCUCAUGGUGCAGAGGCCCAGGAAGCUGGUGGGAAAGUCCUCCAAUGCGGAGUCUUCAUUCAUAAAAGAACACAAGGCAGCAGGUUCCUCUACCCUGAAACAGUACUUCAAGGUGAGGCCUUCUGCCUCCAUCCCUCCAAAAUCCCCAUCUGACGUUCAAAGCAAAUCAAAAGACUUAUCCAACACUAUACUUGUUUUAGAGGAUGCAAAGGCUAGAGUUAGAAAUAUUAAGGAUUUUGAACUAAUCUCACAUUCUGGGAAAAAAUACAUCUUCCAUAAAAUUAGGACUCAUCGGGUCCAGAGAAAACCCAAAGUCAAAAGGAGUCGAAAGUUCAGAAAGAAAAGUUCACUCAAUAGAAUGAUGCUUGCAAGCCCUCCGUUCUCUGUAGUGAGGAGUCUCAUAAAUUCCCCUCCGCGAGAAGCUGUUUCACCUUCAAGAGAAGUGACUUCUCAGGAAAAUCCUUUUCCAGAAUUAUUUUCUCUUUCAGACCCUUCUACAGAAAACACUGCUUCAGAAAACAAUACUGCACAAAAUGUUUCUGAAGAAAUUAUUUCUUCAGGAAGCUCUACUCUGCCAGGAGGAACCGGCCCUGGAAACACUGCCCGUAAGGAUGUCUCCACUGCACACUCUGCUGUUGCUGCGGACAACAGUAUGCCAACUGUUCAACACACCAACGAAACACAAUGGGAGCACCACGACACGGGCACUGAAUUAUCCUCUAAGCCCACAGGCUUCACUUUCCCAGGGCUCACAUCCCCGGGUGAUCAAGUUGAAACUCAGCUAAACCAGCAGCUACGGUCCCUCAUCCCCAACGAUGACGUGCGAAGGCUCAUUUCUCACGUUAUCCAGACUUUGAAAAUGGACUGCUCGGAGACCCACGUGCAGCUGGCCUGUGCCAACCUCAUCUCUAGAACAGGCCUCCUGAUGAAGCUUCUCAGCAAGCAGCAGGAAGUAAAGGUGUCCAAAGCGGAAUGGGAUACGGGCCAGUGGAAAAGUGACAACUCUAUCAGUGAGAGCACAGAAGCCCAGAGUGAGCAGAAAGAGCAGGAGUCAAGUGAGCUCACAAAAGAAGUUCCAGGAUAUGGCUAUAACAACAAACUCAUCUUGGCAAUAUCUGUAACUGUAGUAGUGACGAUUUUGGUUACACUUCUCUGUCUCAUUGAGAUUUAUUCUCAUAGAAUUGCAAAAGGGGAAGAUAAAAAAAGCAGCAGAAGGGGCUUUUUUCGAUUUCUGCUGCGUAAGAGAAGCUCAGGGGAAAGUGAGAGUCAGGAGGGCUUUUUUGGGAGAAGGCGGCCACUUUGGCUUAGGGAUAUGUAUAGGCCUCUCAACGCCACACGCAAGGAAAACAUGGCACAAAAGCUACACGACAGGGAGUCUUCUGAUGAGGAAGUCAUCAAAGCCCCAGCAGAGAAGCUUCUGGCUGCAUAUUGGGUUGAUGAAGAGGCGGGUGAGGAAAGUGAGACCGCACACGAGACUGCCACAGAGUGAGCCCUGUUCUGCCUCAAGCCACCUGCAAAUUUUAUUUUCUAAUAUUGGCUUCUCAGCAUUGCUUGUAAAAUACUUACUUUUCUCAUACUAAAGUAUAUAAAUU
Molecule: messenger RNA, 6277 nt
Organism: Eubalaena glacialis (North Atlantic right whale)
Lineage: Eukaryota; Metazoa; Chordata; Mammalia; Artiodactyla; Balaenidae
Product: leucine-rich repeat-containing protein 37A2-like
Exons: 15
Coding region: 1-6174 (2057 amino acids)
Molecular function (GO): protein binding
Source: RefSeq, a predicted model, not a curated record